Molecule: messenger RNA, 1815 nt
Organism: Arabidopsis arenosa
Lineage: Eukaryota; Viridiplantae; Streptophyta; Magnoliopsida; Brassicales; Brassicaceae
Source: the annotation of a GenBank genome assembly
CGAUCAAUCCUUAGGUCCAGUUCGUCUAAGUCCAUAAAUUUCCAAAAUUCAUCGAGUGUUUAAGUUUUGUUGAAUUGUACUGUGAUAAUCUUUUUUAGAACACUGAGUUUGAUUGAUGGUGAAAAUGUUUGUAGGUGAUGCAAAAGAACAUGUUCAAGAAAAAAGAUGUGGAGAGUGCAGCGAUCGAAUACAGAGACUUCAUCUCGAUUCACGCUGGGAACUACAAAGGAGGGUUGAAGAACUGCUUGAAUGGAGAUCCUAACCGAGACAUACGGUUAAGCAUGAGUGAGCAGUGGCUUGAGACUUUGGCUAAAACUCGUGGACCUGAUUUAGUAAAGUUCACGCAGUGGAAUCUUUUGAGGAUAUAUCCCAAGACAACACGGUUCGACUCGUAUAACUAUGAUCCUCUCGUUGGAUCAAUUUAUGGUGCUCAAAUGGUUGCCUUCAAUAUGCAAAUUUCUCCGUCGUCUGUUAUCAUCUCGGAUAAUGAGGAUCAAAUUCCCGUCGAUAUUGAGGUGGAGAAGUGUGAUCUAUUUACUGGGAAAUGGAUCAAAGAUCCUUUGGGACCGAUAUACACGAAUGGGUCGUGUGGUAUCGUUGUAGACGGUCAUCAGAAUUGCAUCACUAAUGGGAGGCCUGAUUCGGGUUUUCUAUACUGGAAAUGGAAGCCUAAUGACUGUUCCUUGCCUCGGUUUGAUCCUCUGAGGUUUCUGCAGCUUAUGAGGAAUAAAUCUUGGGCUAUAAUCGGUGACUCCAUUGCCCGUAAUCAUGUCGAGUCUUUGCUUUGUAUGCUAUCUAUAGUUGAAAAACCGGUUGAAGUGUAUCAUGAUGAGAACUAUAGAUCGAAGCGAUGGCAUUUUCCGUUAUAUAAUUUUACAAUAUCCAACAUUUGGUCACCUUUUCUUGUUCAAGCUGCUAUUUUUGAAGACUCAAAUGGUGUCUCAUCAGCUGCAGUCCAGCUUCAUCUCGACAAACUCGACAAUACUUGGACUGAUCUAUUUCCGAGCCUUGACUAUGCAAUCAUCUCUUCAGGGGAAUGGUUCCUGAAAACCGCGGUCUACCACGAGAAUGCUACUCUCGUCGGAUGCCAUGGCUGCCCGGAAAGUUCGAACAUGACGGAUUUAGGAUUUGACUAUGCUUACAAUACGUCGCUGCGCCAUGUUAUGGACUUCAUAGCAAAAUCUAAAACUAAAGGCAUGAUCUUUUUCCGGACUUCGAUACCAGAUCACUUUGAAGAUGGGGAAUGGCAUAACGGUGGUACUUGUAAGAAAACAGAACCGGUGAGUGAGGAGGAGGUCGAGAUGAAAGUUCUGAACAAGAUCUUGAGAGAUGUUGAGAUUGUUCAAUUCGAGAGAGUGGUUACGGAGACUGGGAAUCUUAAGCUUCUUGAUUUUGCUGGAAUGUUGCUGACUCGACCCGACGGGCAUCCAGGUCCAUACCGAGAGUUUAGGCCGUUUGAUAAGGAUAAGAACGCAACGGUACAGAACGAUUGUCUACAUUGGUGCUUGCCUGGUCCAAUUGAUCACUUGAACGAUGUCAUAUUGGAGAUCAUAGUGAAUGGUCGAACCGGGAAGUAACUAGUUUACUUGUAUCUUAGUCAAUUGCUAAACUGGAUGAAUUUAAAAACAGGUUUGGUAUAUAGGUCAUGUAAAUUGAUAAACUUGAAGAGAUUUGGUUAACAGCUGAAGUUUUCUAAUGAACCGGAUAGAGAGAGUCCCUAAGAUGAAUUGAAAACCGGUUCGGUUCACCAAAGCUAUUCUUAUGGAUCAAUUUAUGUAAAGCAGUUGGAGAUUCCAUUAAAAUGUAAUUUUUCUG